This is a messenger RNA of Salvia hispanica, 957 nucleotides long. RefSeq names its product ADP-ribosylation factor 2. Gene Ontology annotation, molecular function: GTPase activity; GTP binding. The record is from RefSeq and is a predicted model, not a curated record. Lineage: Eukaryota; Viridiplantae; Streptophyta; Magnoliopsida; Lamiales; Lamiaceae.
UAAAUAAUCAUUGGUUGACGAUUCUCCAUUCUCCUCCCGAAAAUUGUUAUUAGCAUCUCGCGUUGUUCUGAGGCAGCUCCACAUUUCUCUCUCGCGCGAGCAGGAACUUACUUUCUCUCUCUAGCGCGUCUACCAAAUCUAUCGUUCCAAGAGAUCAAAAGCAAGAAAGGGAAAUGGGGUUGACAUUCACAAAGCUUUUUAGCCGGCUUUUUGCCAAGAAGGAGAUGCGUAUUUUGAUGGUUGGUCUCGAUGCGGCUGGUAAGACCACCAUCCUGUACAAGCUCAAGCUCGGAGAGAUUGUUACCACCAUUCCUACCAUUGGCUUCAAUGUGGAGACUGUCGAAUACAAGAACAUUAGCUUCACUGUGUGGGAUGUUGGGGGUCAGGACAAGAUCCGCCCAUUGUGGAGGCACUACUUCCAGAACACUCAGGGUCUCAUCUUUGUGGUGGACAGCAACGACAGAGAUCGUGUUGUUGAGGCAAGGGAUGAACUGCAUAGGAUGUUGAAUGAGGAUGAGCUGAGAGAUGCUGUAUUACUUGUAUUUGCAAACAAACAAGAUCUUCCCAAUGCAAUGAAUGCUGCUGAAAUCACUGACAAGCUUGGCCUACACUCGCUCAGGCAGCGCCACUGGUACAUCCAGAGCACGUGUGCCACCUCUGGUGAGGGGCUUUAUGAGGGACUGGACUGGCUCUCCAACAACAUUGCUAACAAGGCUUAGAGCUUUUCUGGAGCUGUUUACGCAAGAGCUAAUACUGGAAACUGUCGAGGUUUUAUCUAGCUUUUUCUUAACCAUAUAUUGCUUUGAAACUAUGUUGUUUUUUCAUUUAUGUUUAGGACCUUCAAAAUGUCACUAUAUCAGACAAUGGUUUGUUUUAUAUUUCCUCCUACGUUUGCUUAGUUUUGAAUGUAAUAUUCAGACACAGACUAGGGUUUUGGAUUAUUAUUUGUUUGCCCCA